AUGAACGCAUUCCGUACAAACGUCUUCCGCCGCACAAUGUCUACCGCAGCCUCUCUCAAGAACGCACGCAAGGUCAUUGCCAUUGGCCGCAACUAUGCAGACCACAUUGCCGAGCUUAACAGCGCCCGGCCCAAGCAGCCUUUCUUUUUCCUGAAGCCAUCUACCUCUAUUUUGCUGCAGGGAGAGGGUCCCGUCAUCCGGCCCAAGGGUGUCGAGCUGAGCUAUGAAAUUGAGCUCGCCCUGAUCAUGGGCAAGGACGUCAAGGACAUUGAGGAGUCCGAAGAGGCGGCCAUUUUCGAUGCCAUUGAGAGCUACGCUCUCAGCAUUGAUAUGACUGCAAGAAACGCACAGUGGGAGGCCAAGAAGAAGGGUCUUCCGUGGUCCAUCUGCAAGGGCUUUGACACCUUCCUUCCCAUCAGUGGCCCCAUCCCCAAGUCCAAGAUCCCUAACCCUCACAACAUUGAGAUCUCGCUGUCCGUCAACAACGAGAUCAAGCAGCAGGACAACACCAACCUGUUCCUGUUCCAGAUUCCCCGCGUGGUCAGCGAAAUCUCCAAGGUCAUGAAGAUUGAAAAGGGCGACAUCAUCAUCACCGGCACACCCAAGGGUGUCGGCCCGGUUGUGCCCGGCGAUGUCAUGAGAGGUGUCAUCAAGGUCGACGGCAAGGAGAUUGAGGAGUCCAAGAUUGAGUUCCCCGUUGAGGAGUCCACCAGCACCUACGUCUACGCUGAGACGUAA
This is a messenger RNA of Pestalotiopsis fici W106-1, 738 nucleotides long. RefSeq lists its product as uncharacterized. Bases 1 to 738 code for a protein of 245 amino acids. The transcript has 3 exons. Gene Ontology annotation, molecular function: acetylpyruvate hydrolase activity. The record is from RefSeq and is a predicted model, not a curated record. Lineage: Eukaryota; Fungi; Ascomycota; Sordariomycetes; Amphisphaeriales; Sporocadaceae. Gene Ontology annotation, cellular component: mitochondrion.